CGCCCAACCCACCCACGUCAUGGUGCUGGCACGCGGCAUGGAAGCUAAACCCGGGCGCGGGGGGUCCUGCGACUCAUUGAGGCUGGCCCCAAACAGCUAGAGGCGCUUGUUGAUCACCUGUCAACCCCCAACCGCGCUCAGCCUUGCGUCCUCCUGCUCCCCAUCUGUCCCCCAGCCCAGUCGAGAACUGGAUCCCCUGUCCUUUGAUUUGUUGCUUAUCCUCGCAGUUUGCGCUCUCAUCGACGGCGUCUGCUAUAGCCACCAGCCGCUGUGCUGAGCAACAGCUAGCCCCCAAGGUUCCCAGCAGAGGGUGCCUGCCUACGCUUGCAUCACCCGCCGCGUGUGGACUCAAUUAUACUUUGCCGUGAAUUUACUACGCGCCUCCUCCCAUCACGGCCCGCCCGUUUGAUUCCCCUGCCUGCAGCAAUGGCCAUUCCAUAAGUCGGGCAAUCGUCGCGAGGCUUGUCGCCCAUCUGUCACCGAACCACCGCCCAGUCUAGCACCCAACAGCCGCCCUCGCGCCGCCUCGAUCCAUCACUCCAACCAACCUCCCUGACCUCCGACCUCCGACCGCCGACCUAAUAUCCAACCAUGUCAGACCAGUACGGCAGUGUGCCUGUGCGGAGGCCGCUGAGCGUGCCCGAGAUAGUGGAGCAGGCAGAUAGCAUCGAUUACACUCCUGACGUCUCCCUGAAACACUGGGUAGGCGCUGCCGAGAGGCUAUAUCGAGAGGGCCAGAUAUACAUGAGCGAGGGCAACUCGGCCCAGGCCUACCUCCUCCUCGUCCGCCACUGCUCGCUCGUCCUUCGAAAGUUCCCGACGCACCCGGCCGCCAAGUCCGCCGAGGGCAAACGCCAGCUCAAAAGACUGAACGACCGUAUCCCCAGGAUCCUCAGCCAGCUCGAGGAGCUGAAGCCCCACAUCACAGCCGCCUACAACGAGUGGGAGCGUCUGUCCAAGGCCGGCCAGGUGUCGGAGCAGCGCUCUUCCACGGGAGAUGCGAGGUACGAUCAACUUGCCGCCAAGGAUCCAGCCCUGUCGUGGAACAACCAAGCUCCGGCCGAGCUGCUGGAUGCCGGCCGAAAUCAGGAGCUCGCCAUCCGCCUGGCCCAAGAUGACUUCCACCGCCGCAACACGGCAAGGCGCUCCACGCGUCAAGCCGGCAUCACGGAGCACGAGGAGCAGAGACGCCGCGGAGGACGAGUGUGGGAGGACUGGGAUGACUGGAACAACCCCCGCCCACAUGUCGGCGCGACGGACGACUCGGACAACCUGCAGAGACAGCUCCAGGAGACCAGGCGGAGAAUGGAGAGGUCUGAUGACCGCUCGGACAUCGUCGUCAACGAUUUGAGCCGCAACAGAUAUCCCGGCGUGUCGCAGCGGCCGGCCGGGCCGCGUGCUCAGCCGUCGGCCCCGUCCUAUAGCUACCCCUCGAUCCACAAAUCCUCUUCGAUUCAGUAUGAGCCGUCGCCGGGCCGGCGAGACAUGGAGCUGAUGGAUCCCCGAAGCUACCCGUCCCGGCCGCCCAAGGAGCCGUACCCAAGCACAGCACCACCCCUCCGAGAACCCGCACCCCCGCCUAGGCCUCAGAAGGUUGCGGAAUCGGACGGUAUCUGUCCCGCCAUCCCUCCCGCAGUGCCAAAUGUCCCUGCCAAACUCCCGGAGCAGCAGGAGGCGACGGUAGGCCAUGCCGUCAACGAGCUCAGCAAGCGAAAGAACGUGACGUUCCUGCCAGCGGGAUACACCGAGGGCGGCAAGCCGCUGCGGCCCAUCUUCAUCCCGCAGCGACUCGAGGACGAGUUCCUGCGGAUCGCGGGCCCCAACACGCGCAAGGGGCUUGAGCUCUGCGGGAUUAUCUGCGGACGGCCGAUUAACAACGCGCUCUUCGCGUCGGGCCUGCUGAUUCCCAAUCAGGUCUGCACCUCGGACACGUGCGAGACCGAGGACGAGUUCCAGAUAUACGAGUUCUGCGAGCGUGAGAAUAUGAUCAUCAUUGGCUGGAUCCACACGCACCCGACCCAGACUUGCUUUAUGAGCUCCCGUGAUCUGCACACCCACGCAAGCUACCAGGCCAUCUCGCCCGAGUCCAUCGCCAUUGUGUGCGCCCCCAAGUUUGGCCAGUUUGGCGUCUUUCGUCUGACGGACCCCCCUGGCCUGCCGCACGUGCUCGGAUGCCCACACACCAACACGUUCCACCAGCACUCUCUCCCGGAGCAAGAGAUAUAUAAGGACGCCAUGCAUCCGGCCAGUCACGUCUAUCUGUCGGACCAGAUAGAGUUCGAAGUGACGGACUUGCGCCCACGUUAGAGGCGAUACCUUGGCCGGAUUGCCCAACCAGGAUCCUUGGGAUUCAGGGCCAGGAUACUGGCCAGGAGGCAAGCCCUUGCGGCCGCCCUGAGCAAGACGCAUGGCAAUGCGCGCACACGUCGUUUUCCCUCCUGUUUUGCGCCGUCUCCCACCAGUUCGAUACCCCAAACCCCAUCCCCUGCAUGAUGGCCGUGUACUCAACAGCCCGGUGAUAUACAUGUUGUUUGUUGUUUCCUCAGCCUUGGAGAAAGGUUGACUCUAGUGCUCACAGAAUACAAGGCCCCCACCUUUGAAGUUGGGCACAGAAGGGCCCAGAGGAUGCAUUGGUUCGGCGUUUCAUGAUGCACGAUCUGCUUUCCCAUAACCUCGCACAUAUUCUCCCAGCCCACUUCUUGCCACCCUCCCAUGCCACCUCUGCUUUUUUUCAUGGGAGGAAGGAACUCCGUGUUGGAGUUAGAUAAUCGGGGCACAAGGCGUCGAUCACGGGCGAGUCUGGUGGGCAUUCUAGCGGUGUUAGAACCAAACAAAGGAUAGCAUGAUUACUAUCAUUGUCAUCAUCUUCCAGUACAAGCACUCAAGUGUAUUGGUCGUGAGUUAGACAAACGCAAAGUGCAGGGGCUGUCGUCUUAUUGUAGAUGCCUAUGCUCAAUAGAUAUCGGUUUCUCGCUUGGUGGGCAUACCA
Messenger RNA from Gaeumannomyces tritici R3-111a-1, 2989 nucleotides. RefSeq names its product STAM-binding protein. Gene Ontology annotation, cellular component: endosome; membrane. Gene Ontology annotation, molecular function: metal-dependent deubiquitinase activity; protein binding; K63-linked deubiquitinase activity. The coding region runs from base 592 to 2307 and encodes 571 amino acids. NCBI's taxonomy places the organism in Eukaryota, Fungi, Ascomycota, Sordariomycetes, Magnaporthales, Magnaporthaceae. Gene Ontology annotation, biological process: protein K63-linked deubiquitination. The record is from RefSeq and is a predicted model, not a curated record. The transcript is spliced from 3 exons.